AUGUCGCUCUACUACGAGGCGGCAACCGUUCUCACCAACCCCGACAAGGCUGGCGGGUCGCUGAAGUCUAGGAUAUACAAGAAGGAAGACCGGAAGAGUUCGCCAGCUCAGGUCUUUGCUCUUGUGACCGAGGCAUCGAAAUGGUCGCUAGUGUUGAAGGAGGUGAUUGAGAAGAGCGGGCUGCUGGCAGAGGAGAGGAAGCUCACCCCAAUCCUCGCACUCCUCCUGACGCACGACCUCCUCGUCUCAAAGAACGGCAUAGCCGCACCCACAAACCAUGUCCUCAAACUGUCAAUCAACAGGCACAAGGCACGAUUGACUGCUGAAUUUACGAAGGCACGGAUACGAGCUGGAUUUUCUACGCUAGAAGCACUGAAGAAUGCAAUAAACGAUGAAAAGCUUGAGAGUCAGGACACUUCACGAAAAAUACCCUUAUAUCCACGAUGGGUCCGAGUAAAUACUAUCAAGACUACAUUGGCGAAUCAGUUGUUAACCACCUUUGCGGAAUACGAGGAAGUCAGAGAUUUAGGACAAAUCCUCUCUGCAUCCAGCCGAUCGAAGGUGUACUUCAUUGAUCCGAACAUUCCCAAUCUUAUUGCCCUACCUCCUAAAGCCGACCUGGGCAGGUCCUCGGCUUAUGCACAGGGUGAUAUCAUCUUCCAGGACAAGGCAUCAUGCUUUCCAGCUUAUCUGCUAGACGUCAAGCCUGUAGACGGAGAUGUGAUCGAUGGUUGCGCCGCCCCUGGGAACAAGACUACACACUUAGCAGCCAUCAUCUCAGAGAAAACCUCUCAGACCCACCCUCGAAGCCUAUCUCAGAAUGUUAUAGCGUUCGAGAAGGACAAGAUUCGAGCCGUGAUAUUGGAGAAGAUGGUGAACCUAGCUUCAGCUGAGCAUAUUGUUUCAAUCAAGGGUGGGUACGACUUCCUAGCAACAAAUCCAGACUCACCUCAGUUCGCAAACGUUGGGGCUAUUCUUCUGGACCCUAGCUGCUCUGGCAGUGGUAUUGUCGGCCGCGAUGAUGUUAUUCGGAUGCAUCUCCCGGAUCCACAGUCUGGGAGAAGCGUGGGACCCAAAGCAAGCAAGAGCAGGAAGCGAAAGCGGGACCAGAAAAAGGAUCACGACUCACAGCUUAGCCCUACUAUAAAGCUAGAGCUCGACGAAUCAAUUGCCGAGGAAACUCCCGUCAACGAGGACUUGAACGAGCGCCUUGAAGCUCUCUCCACCUUCCAGCUCCGAAUUUUAACGCAUGCUAUGUGCUUUCCAAAGGCGCAGAAGAUAUCCUACUCUACAUGCUCCGUUCACUUCGAAGAAAAUGAGAAUGUUGUGUUUCGGGCCCUGGGCUCAACUGCCGCAACCGCACGUGGAUGGAAGAUAUUGAAGAGGGAACACCAAAUUGAUGGAUUAAUGAGCUGGAAGAAGAGGGGCUUUUGGGAUAAUGGUAAGCUCGGGAACGAUUUGGGAACGAGCCUUGAGGAAAGACAGGAUGUUCUUAAUGGAUGCAUCCGGUGCGAGAAAGGGACUGAAGACGGCACCAUGGGAUUUUUUGUCGCAGCAUUUGUUCGAGACGAUGCAUCCGCACAGAAUGGCUUCAAAACAAAUGACGUGAGGCCAAUGCCUGCGCCUCUUGACAGUUAUGAGGAGCAUGAUUACGAGGAUGAUGAGGAAUGGGACGGCUUCAGUGACUAAGGCAUCCACCCCAUUCAAACGUCAUAACAGCCCAACUACAAGAAGCCAAAAGACAAGAGAGAGAAGAAGAUAAAAGGGACAUAGAGGUAAAAAGGGAAGCCUGGCAUGAUAUUAAGAUCUGCCCCUAAAGAGGACCAUAAGC
This is a messenger RNA of Lindgomyces ingoldianus, 1831 nucleotides long. RefSeq names its product NOL1/NOP2/Sun domain family. Gene Ontology annotation, biological process: rRNA base methylation. The coding region runs from base 1 to 1689 and encodes 562 amino acids. NCBI's taxonomy places the organism in Eukaryota, Fungi, Ascomycota, Dothideomycetes, Pleosporales, Lindgomycetaceae. The transcript has 2 exons. Gene Ontology annotation, molecular function: methyltransferase activity. Gene Ontology annotation, cellular component: nucleolus. The record is from RefSeq and is a predicted model, not a curated record.